AUGGCGGAAGUUCCUUCAGAUCUGAUGAAUUAUUCAUAUGAUCCUUCCGCUCCAUUGCCUACAGGGAAAGAAUCGAGAGAUCACGUAAUAAGCAAAGGGCCAUGCCAGCCAAAGAAUAUUUCUUUUCCGGAAGACAAGCGAAAACGAAAAUUUUCGGCAUCUCAUACGAUAAAUUUAAGUGGCUGGAAUAUUCAGCGGCAAAGAAUAAAGUAUUUUGUUUCUAUUGUAGAGUCUUUAAUUCCCAGGUAUUAAAACGUUUAGUACAUUUAUUUAUAGUGAUCGUGUAUUAUAAGUUGUUUAGCUGAAUUUGUCAAUGUAUGACAUUAGUUUCCAAACAUUCUCAUUUUUUCAAAUGGGGAAAAAUAAUCUACUCAGUUUGUCUAUAAAUGGCUGCAUGGCUAUAUAUAAUGUGUUUAGGUUGCAUCAAAAGGUGACCCAGCCUUCAUUGCCAUCGGCAUUCCAGCCAAGCAUAUCGUCAAUGGAAAUAUCAAAAACCAGUGGAUCACCAAAUUAGUGAAGAAGCGGCGAAGCAAGAAUCGUAUCGCCAGCAAUUGGUUAGACAUGCAAGAGAUGUAUAAAUAUUUGUACAAACAUGUUUACCUGAUAUUUCAAACUUAAAGGCCUGAGGUACUACCUUCUCGAUUAAGAUAUUGACAUGUUGCACGUGAAUUAUGUUUUAGGUGAGAACAAAUAGAAGUGUCAUUGGCAAAAUAUUUGAUGUCGUUCGAACUGUUGGCAAGCUGAACUUGCCUUUCAGAGGGCGUCGUGAGGAUGAGCAAUCAAUGAAUAAGGGUGUAUUUAAAGAAUUUAUUACUCAUAUUGCUAAAAGCGACAUAGUGCUACAGAAUCAUUUAACUACCUCUCCUGGUAAUGUAAAUAAAUUCCAUAAUCAUAUAGCUCUAAAUUUCGUGUCGUGUUCGGUGAGCGGUGGUCGGUGAGCGUACCAGUCACGUGGCAGAUUCGUAAAAUACGACAAAUACCGAGUUUCCGACGAGCAUUUUCAUGCCGGGUUUUCGUCGAGGAAACGCAAAGAAAAUUUAUAUAUUGAUGAUUAUUCGCCGAAAAUUUACAUAAUCGAGCGCCUUAGAAAAAUAAAUCAGGUAGGUAAAGCUUUACUGUUUUAACUUACCUUAAAUUUUGUUAUUUGUUGUGAUUUUGGAGCCGUUGUGCUCGCACUGAUUAUUUAUCAACUAUCACGCGUUUAUAUUUAUAUAUCGUGAAAGCCUCAAAGCCGCGAACGCUAUCAAAAUACCCGAUUUUUAUAUAUACUCAAACUGAAACGGAGCCAUUGUGCUCGCACUGAUUAUAUUGUGUGCAAAGCUUCAAAACUACAGCAUAUUUUGUAAACAACAUGAAAUAUAAAUAUCAAACACAAUUUAAAUUAUAAAUAUAGUAAUACAAUUGAAAGCCGCGAACGCUAUCAAAAUACUCGAUUUUUAUAUACUCAAACUGAAACGGAGCCAUUGUGCUCGCCCUGAUAAUAUUGUGUGCAAAGCUUCAAAACUACAGCACAUUUUGUAAACAACAUGAAAUAUAAAUAUCAAACACAAUUUAAAUUAUAAAUAGUAAUACAAUUGAAAUCGAGAUUGAAAUAUACAACGAAAUAGCAACCAUUGUGAAGUACGCAUAAGAUUCAACAUGACAUUCGAUAUAGUGCAAAUUAACUGAUUUCAAUCACUCAAACGUCAAAAUGAUAAAUAGUAAUACUAAUCAUUUUCAAUCUAUUGUAGUAAUUCACCGUUUCCACGGGUUUUUUAUACCCAUUAAAAAGUUACAAUAAAGCUAUAUCUAUAGGAAAUAACGUUAUUUAGUUAUUAAUUUGUAAAGUAAAUCUAACAGUCAAUCGCUUUUGAUAAAACCUUGACCCGCCUUGACAUUGUUAAAGGGGCCCUACAGUCAUUUUUUAGUCAAGUAAGUAUUGUUUACAUUUUUGUUAUUGUCGCUACUUGACAUGCGCAUCACGGCAUGCAUGCGUCUUCCGGUGUGCGGAAGUACUCAUAUUCAUGGAUACUACAUGUAAGAUACAGCCAAACGAAUCUCCGUGGAGUCCCCUACUUAAGGUGGCUUUUCGACUAAAAAAUGACUGUAGGGUCCCUUGCCUCCCUUUAAUGUUAUUAUUACCGUCGCUUGCAACUAACUAUUAACGGUCGCUUAAAAAACAUUGUCUAUAUUCGCGUGUUUCUGCUGGGGUCUACACCGUAGGCAAAUUCGCGUGAGAGUCUUAAGUUUUCUUAUUUUGACAUAAAUAUAUUGAUAUUAAAUUUAUUGAAUCGAUAUUUUAAGUUUCACGCCAGUUGUACCAAAGGUUAUAAACGCUAUAGCGCAUCAUAAGCAUAUAUAUCUUAUAUAAGAUAUCUAUGAUCAUAAGUUUCAGAUGGCAUGCAACAUGUACGCAGUGCGUACCUAUUUUUGCAUUUUUAUACCAAAUACUCCUAUAACUAAUGACUUUAUUGACUUGAUACAUAAACAUACAUACAUAAUACUUUAUUACUUGAUGCUUGGUUAAUUUGUAGACAAUGCAAAAUACACCUCGCCUGAAAUUCAAAAUCAGAUGAUAGUAAUUCUUGGCUCUAGCAUUUUGGAUGAAAUUAUACGACGAGUUAAAGAGACAAAGUUUUAUGCGGCAAUAAUUGCCGAUGAAACACCGGAUAUGAGCCAAACUGAACAGUUGUCAUUGCUUGUACGAUUUGUUUGGAAUGGCGAAGUUGAGGAACGUUUGCUGGCGAUGAUGCCGAUGAAUGAAACAACAGCAGAAGCUCUUUUUGGGGCUGUCACUCAAAAGCUACAGCAACAUGGAAUAGAUGUUGCUCACUUGCGUGGACAGUGUUACGACGGUGCAAACAAUGUAGCAGGAGUGCACACUGGCCUGCAAGCACGAAUUAAAGAGGUUUCACCUUCUGCUCUCUAUACUCAUUGCUAUGCACAUAUUCUCAACCUUGUCAUUGUGGACACUAUGAGCAAAAACAAGAUUGCCCGAGAUUUCUUUGGAACGUUACAGAACUUGUAUGUCUUUAUCCAGUCUUGCCCAAAGCGACAUAGUGUUUAUGUGAAGAAUCAGAGGGAAAUUAAUGCCCAUGCCAGAGGAGGAGAAAAAAGGGAGUAUACCCUUAAGAAGCUAUCUGAUACCAGAUGGGCUUGUCGUGCAGACAGUAUAGUAGGAAUACACCGUACUUUAGAUGCUGUAAUUGCAACGCUGAAGGAGGUUAGGGAAAAUGAAACAAAGGCGGCCAUUGCAGCUGAGGCAAAGGGACUGCUGCAAAAUGUUCAAGACUUCGAAUUCAUUGUUGCUCUAGAGGUAAUUUGAAUAAUUGAACUGUUAUUUUUUUAAAAAAAAUAUGCGUAUAAUGAAAACUGUUCUUUUUAAUUUGUUCUAUUUUAUCGCAAGGUGCUAAAAAAGGUGCUGCAUCUUAGUAAAGGGGUUUCAGACAAGCUUCAGUCCGAAGGCCUCGACGUUGUUUCAGGAUGUGAGAGAGUAGCUGAUCUUUUUACUGCAAUUAAGGCUCUUCGAUGCGAUGUGAAGUUUGAAGAUUUCUGGCUUGCAACCCUAGAGAGAUGCGCAAAAUUGGGAAUCGAGGAGCCAAAAGAAAAGCGUCCUCGCAAGGUUCCUCGGAGACUGGAUGAGAACCCAGAUACAGCCGCUCAGGUUUCAGUCAAAGACAAGUUUAAAAUUUUCUUUUUCUACAAUGUGAGUUUUUAAAACGAUUCAUAAUGUGACCAAUGUCUUAGAGGUGGUAAAUUUCACAAUCUUUAUUUAAUUAGGUACUGGACCUGAUGAGCAACUCGAUUGAAACUCGUUUUAACAUGGAAAGUACAGCUGUCCUCAAAGGCCUCGGAUACCUACAUCCUGCUCGAAUAUCGCAUUCACAAGCAUGGGAAAGCAUUUCUGUAGCGGCAAAAUGGUUCCAGAAUGAUAUUGAUUUGGAGGCUUUGGAGAGUGAAAUAUUUUCGUUACAGCUAUCAUCAUUGGUAACAGAUGUCAUUGAAAAGGCCGUAUCUGAGAAACGGAAUCCCGAUUUUCUUGAUUUGUUCAAGGCGUUACAGGCUGAACCCCAGUGUUAUGCUUGCGUUAGCAAAUUGAUGAAAAUUGCUUUAACACUUCCAGUCACUUCAUGUAGUGCCGAAAGAGUGUUUUCGAAGUUGAAGAUAGUCAAAUCGCGACUGAGAUCUACUAUGAAUCAAAACAGGCUUGAAAACCUUAUUCACAUGUCGGUGGAAGUGGAUUUGCUGGAGAAUCUUGACUUGGACAGCCUAGUUCAGAAGUUUACUGAUUGUGCUCCCAGAAGAAUGAAUUUGGUUUAG
Messenger RNA from Paramuricea clavata, 4299 nucleotides. The record is from the annotation of a GenBank genome assembly. Lineage: Eukaryota; Metazoa; Cnidaria; Anthozoa; Malacalcyonacea; Plexauridae.